Colletotrichum godetiae is the source of this 1881-nucleotide messenger RNA. RefSeq lists its product as uncharacterized. The transcript has a single exon. The record is from RefSeq and is a predicted model, not a curated record. Lineage: Eukaryota; Fungi; Ascomycota; Sordariomycetes; Glomerellales; Glomerellaceae. The coding region runs from base 1 to 1881 and encodes 626 amino acids.
AUGGUUCACCUCGUCUCGGCCGCCGCCGUCUUGGCGCUAUCUGGCCUAAGUUUAUCUCCGGCAACGGCCCUCGUCUCGGCCGAGCCAGUUUCGGCGCCGCGAUCACCUCACCAUCAGCCACACCAACUACCUCCGUCGUCGUCGUCUUUGGACUUCGCACCGAGCGCGGACCAGGCACGGGAGAAUGCGGUGCAUAUUUUCAAUGCUUUGCACUCUGCCAUGCGACAAUGGGGUUCCUCGUUCCAUCAUAACGGUCUGGGUCUCAUUCCGGCUACGGUGCCCAAGGGUACGUUGAUGUAUCACGGUACGAGGGCGAAUACUACCCCCGACAGCUUCGAGUGGCUUGCGUUUGAGAUGGAGCACUCGGAGGGGUUUGCGAGAAGUUCUCGCGGUGGAAGGGGUUCGCCGCCUCCGAGGCCGCCUGGGAAGGGAAAGGGUCCCGGGGGUCCGCCUGGUAAUGGUGGAGGGGGUGGACCGCCGAAGGGACCGCAUGAUUCGGAACCUAUCCUCAUGAUGGGAGAGGAGGAAUAUCAACGACCUAUUAGGGCAGAUGAUGACGACGACGACGAUGACAAUGACAGAAGGAAGCCUCCUCCGAGGGGACCCGGUGGACCUGGCGGCGGCGACGGGAAGCCUGUGCGGGGAUACUUCCACACCUACCGCGCGAAGCGGGAUCUGAAGCUGCUGUACCUCGACGGCAUGGCGGCCGGCAAGACGGGGAUGGGCACGCUCGACACGCAGGAUUUCCUGCUGCGCGGACUCGAGGAAGCGCCUGGGUUCGGGGAGUGGGAUCGCGCCGCGGAAGUGUGCGAGGUUGUGAAGGCAUGGGGGCUAGACGGGGUGAUUCGGAUGGAGAUCGGGUUCGAGGCGAUUUACUGCGAUUUCCACGACGGUUUGGCGCUCGAGAGCGUGCUGAGACGGCCGUGGAGCGAUGUUCCUGAGGCGGGGAGCGGGAUCGACAUGUUUGAGUGGGCGAGGGCUGUUGGGCAGCGGUAUGAUGGGAUUGGAGGGGGACGGGUGAGGCUUGGGUUUGGGGGAAUGGUGAGCGGGCUGUGGUAUCCUUUGAAUGUGAGUAAUCCGAAUGGGCAGGUUGAUAUGCCGCGCCUGGGACGGUUGACGGAGGCGGAGAGGGGGGUUAUGCUUGGUCGGGUUGGGGAGAUUGUAAAGGGGGCCGGGUGGGAUGAUGGGAGGGUUGAUUGGCAGGGUGUUGUUGAUAUGAUUGUUACCAGGCAUGGCGAUCGGAUUGAGACUUUGGCUGAUGAGGGGGCUGUUGAAGGAGAUGAGGGGUUUGUGGCGCAGGUUUUGACUGUUACGAAUACGUUUGUGGAUUAUCCGCGGGAUGCGGAUGAUUUUGCCGUUAAUGUGAAGGAGGAAGAGGAGGAGGAUGGGUACGUGAGGGAGGCGAGGGAGCGUUGCGUAAAGCACUUUUUGAUGCCGGCGACGGUGUGGAAGGCCGAGUGGACGCCCGAGGACGGAAUGAUGUACGUUGCCGUCGAGACUGUCGUCCAGAGACUCUGUGGGGAUCUGUUCGAUGUCCGGGGCCUCGUUCUGCGGGCGAUGCCGGCGUUGACGAGCGCGUUUUCCGAGGCAGAGGUCCGGCGCGUCGUUGACGAGAGCGACGGGGAUGAUGACAAGAAGCUCGAGGGUGCGGUGACAAAGGGCCGGAAGGUGAUUCAGUCGCUCAAGGAGGAUCUCGGGUGGAGCACGUGGAAGAAGUGUAGGCCUGGGUGCGGCGUCGGGGAGAUUUGCUUCAUUGCCAUGUGGCCUUUUGGGCUGAAGGAGGAUCACUUCCAUCCGAGCUGUCAGAACCGGAGUUCGUUGGCUAGGCGGGGUGGACGAGGGGCUGAGAAGGGGUAUUGGGAGUGGGAGCCUAGGCCAUGA